AUGGGAUCCCUUGCAAAGCCCGUCAUCAUCAGUGGCGCCGGAGUCGUUGGAUUGACCCUUGCCCACGGUCUCAAAAAGGCCAAUAUACCCUUUGAAGUAUACGAGCGUGACGACCACAUCGACGCUCGUAGCCAAGGCUGGGGCAUUACAAUCCACUGGGCUUUGCCGUUCCUUGUUGAGCUCCUCGACCACGCCACUGUUGACGCGGUAGAAAAUGUCCAAGUCGACCCAGAGGUAGGCCGCAACGACAGGGGCAACUUUCUCUUCCUCAACCUUGAGACGCUGCAUCCGAAAUUCCGCAUUCCACCCAACAGGCGGCGCCGAGUCAACCGCGACAAGUUGCGCAAGGCCCUCCUUCAGGGUGUCGCGGACCAUGUAAGAUGGGGGAAGCGCUUAAACAACAUUGAGCUUACAGAAGGUGAGAACCGGGGUGUCCGGGCUCACUUUGCAGACGGCUCUUCAGUAGAGGGCAGCAUGGUCAUCGGCGCCGAGGGGACCAACUCUCGGACAAGAAAGUUCCUCGUGCCAGACAACUACAGAAACCACCAGCUUCCGGUGCGUUUCAUCGGCGCCGCGGUAGACAUGACGCCAGAGCAGGUCCGGCCCUUGCGUGACAUUGACCCUUUACUCUUCCAGGGCUGCCAUCCCGUCACCGGACACUACCUCUGGGUGUCGAUAAUGGAGUCUCCCGAAGCAAACGGCACAAAGGGGACAGACGAGGAACGGUACAGAGUUCAAAUCGUCACAUCAUGGAUGGUGAAGAGCGAAAAGGAUGAGGUCCCACCCAGCGAUGCCGAGCGCAUUGCCGAAAUGAAGAGACGCGCUACUGACUUCCACCCGCUGCUCCGUCAAGCAGUCCAAAGUAUCCCCGAAUCGGCACAAGCAUUGGAAAUCGCCCUCCAGGACUGGCCAUGCUUCGAUUGGGACAACCGCGAUGGCCGGGUGACCCUCGUUGGUGACGCGGCACACGCCAUGACCAUGUAUCGCGGCGAGGCGGCCAAUCACGGGAUGCUGGACGCUUAUAACCUUGUUCAGUGUCUCAAAAAGAUUGUCUCUAACGAGACAUCACGCAAGGCUGCCAUCGACCACUACGAAGAAGAGAUGAGAGCUCGCACGGGCGGUGAAGAGGGCGCCGUCAUGUUGAGCCGACAGGCCUGUCUGGACGCCCAUGACUUUCACGGUUUGAGUGAGAAGUCGGCAGUGUUGCGGCGACGGGCUAUCCAGACUGAGUGA
Molecule: messenger RNA, 1233 nt
Organism: Metarhizium album ARSEF 1941
Lineage: Eukaryota; Fungi; Ascomycota; Sordariomycetes; Hypocreales; Clavicipitaceae
Product: Aromatic-ring hydroxylase-like protein
Exons: 2
Coding region: 1-1233 (410 amino acids)
Molecular function (GO): FAD binding
Source: RefSeq, a predicted model, not a curated record